Messenger RNA from Hermetia illucens (black soldier fly), 1181 nucleotides. RefSeq lists its product as uncharacterized. Gene Ontology annotation, molecular function: carbohydrate binding. The record is from RefSeq and is a predicted model, not a curated record. Lineage: Eukaryota; Metazoa; Arthropoda; Insecta; Diptera; Stratiomyidae. The transcript is spliced from 3 exons. The coding region runs from base 100 to 1125 and encodes 341 amino acids.
UCGGGUAAUUCGUACUUUGUUUCUCGUUACUUUUUAUAUACGUCAUUGUCUUUAGUUUUAUUGGAAAAUUGUAUUUUUACAGAAUUUGUUAAGACCAAAAUGGAAAGCCGAUUUGAUGCCCCAUUGAAGUUUGUAGGACGCUUAUCACAAUCAUUUGAACCCUUCAGUGCCUUGUAUAUAAGUGGAAUAUUGAAACCCACGGCCAAAUUUCUCAUUGUCACAUUGGGGACUGUAAAAGCAACUCAGCAUGCAGCUUUGAAUAUCAGGAUCGACGUAAAAGAGAACAAAAUGUUGGUUGGACACAUACUCGAUGGUGUCGAAAUAGAUGCGCCUUACGAAGCCAUUUUCAUGCGGAUGUACCAAAUAGAGACAGCUCCCAACGUUGCUCCUGGGAAGAAGUUCUCUAUUGUGAUUGUCAUGAUUGAGAAUGAGUUUUUGAUAGCAGUCAAUCAGAAAACGGUAUACGGAUAUAACUACCUCGAGGAGACUGGAUCCAAGUCUGAAGUAUUCAUCCUGGGAGGAGUUGAAGCGAUUACUCAAUUUGACUUCCGAACGAUUUUCCCCAUUGCGAUACCUGCAACGCAGUUCCAAACCGAUAACACUGUCUUUAGUACUGAGUACCCUCAUCUACUAUAUCCUGGGUUCGUGAUUCUACUAGAUGCAGUGGCCAAAGGACCACAGGAUGGUAUGUUCAUCGUCUACUUUCCUUCGAGUUAUCGUUUGCGAACAUUGCUCUGGUUCGGGGUGGAUUUCGCGACUAGGACAAUUGGUCGGAAGACAAUGAAUGAGGACAUGGAAUACGUUGACGCAGUCUACGAUGGACCGUUUCCAAUUGAGCUGAACAAACGAUUUCGCCUGGCGUUUGGUUUCACCAAUACUCAUUUCAUGCUUGCUGUGAAUGGCAAGUCCCUGGAUCCUUAUCCAUAUCCAUUUCAGCCAGAAGAAGAAGGGAAACACAAUAAUAAAAUGUUCAACUGCUUGAUGGGAUUGAAGAUAGUAACGAAGAAAAACCUGGAGCUAAAGGUUAGGAAUCUUUACCAUCAUAAGCUGGAUGAAGAGUGCGAAGGGUUAGGGACCAUUUCGCAUAUUGUCUAUGAUUUGAGCCUUGCUACCGUCUCCAUUUAAAUAUUCCAUUGGUUUUAAGUGCAUCUAAGAAAAAAUUACAUUUGUUUUAGCGAGAA